CUGGAGAUGGGAAAAAGCGCAGCAGCUCUGUCUCUGAUGUUCUCCGCACAAUGCCGCUGGAUAGUUCGCAGAAGUGAAGGGAAAGUAAAACAGAUGUUUAACGCGUAGUUUCGUUUCCCCACAUCUCUCUCUCUCUCUCCCGCAACAGUGCGUUGCCAGAGGGCAGGCGGGCUGAGUGCCGCUGUCCCUGUGCACUGAGCCACUCGCACUGACUGUAAAAAAAAAAAAAAACACUGAUCUUACGCGCUGCGCGUCUGCUGAAUCCAGAGGAACCGACACACGGUCACUGGCAAACAUGAACAGUCUCCCAGGGUACUCAGGGGCCAGGAUAUCUGGCUGUUGGGCUCUCCGGUCAGAUGGCAGUGGAGGCAGCGAGGGCUCUUUGGACAGGCUCCUGCCCACUGUCAGUACGGGCCUUUCACCACGAAAGAGGACCACCAGCCAGUGCAAGUCCGAGCCACCGCUGCUGCGCACCAGCAAGAGGACCAUCUACACGGCCGGCAGGCCCCCGUGGUACAACGAACAUGGCACACAGUCCAAGGAGGCCUUCGUCAUCGGGCUGUGUGGCGGCAGUGCCUCGGGGAAGACCACAGUAGCCAGGAAAAUCAUUGAGGCGCUGGAUGUCCCCUGGGUGGUUCUGCUCUCCAUGGACUCCUUUUACAAGGUUCUCUCUCCAGAGCAGCAGAUCCUGGCUGCCAGCAAUGACUACAAUUUUGACCACCCGGAUGCCUUUGAUUUCACCCUACUGGUACAUAUCCUGCGGAAACUGAAACAGGGCAAGAGUGUUAAGAUCCCUGUCUAUGACUUCACCACCCAUGGCAGACAGAAGGAGUGGAAAACUGUAUAUGGAGCCAGUGUCAUUAUUUUUGAAGGAAUUAUGUCUUUUGCAGAUAAGGAAUUGUUGAAGCUGCUCGAUAUGAAGAUCUUCGUGGACACGGACUCCGACAUCCGCCUGGUGCGUCGUCUGCGCAGGGACAUCACGGAACGUGGCCGGGACAUCGAGGGCGUCAUCAAGCAGUACAACAAGUUCGUGAAGCCCGCCUUCGAGCAGUACAUCGAGCCCACCAUGCGCCUGGCGGACAUCGUGGUUCCCCGCGGAGGAGGGAACAUGGUCGCCAUCGACCUGAUCGUGCAGCACGUCCACAGCCAGCUGGAGGAGAGGAAGCUGCGCUGGGAUAUGGCGGCUUUGGCCUCAGCCCACCAGGCCCAGCCCCUGCCCCAAACUCUCAGCGUGCUGGAGAGCACCCCUCAGGUCAGGGGCAUGCACACCAUCAUCAGGAACAAAGAGACCAGCCGAGACGAGUUCAUCUUCUACUCGAAGAGGCUGAUGCGCCUGCUGAUCGAGCGCGCGCUGUCCUUCCUGCCCUCCCAGACCCACACUGUUCAGACCCCACAGGGCCAGGAUUAUGAGGGGAGGACCUUCCAUGGGAAGAGGAUCACUGGUGUGUCCAUCUUGCGUGCUGGCGAGACCAUGGAGCCAGCCCUGAGGGCUGUGUGUAAAGACGUCAGGAUUGGCAAGAUCCUCAUUCAGACUAACCAGGACACGGGGGAACCAGAGCUGCACUACCUCCGAUUGCCCAAAGACAUCAGCGAAGACCAUGUGAUCCUGAUGGACUGCACCGUGUCCACUGGCGCUGCCGCCAUGAUGGCUGUCCGGGUCCUUCUGGACCAUGAUGUGCAGGAGGACAAGAUCUUGCUGGUGUCUCUUCUGAUGGCUGAGAUGGGGGUGCACUCGGUGGCCUACGCUUUCCCCCAGGUCAAAAUCAUCACCACCGCUGUCGACAAGAAGGUCAAUGACCUCUUCCACAUCAUCCCCGGGAUAGGAAAUUUCGGGGACCGCUACUUUGGCACAGACGCCCCCCCAGACUGGAGUGAUGAAGAGAUGGAUGAGCCCAGUUACUGACAGGACACAUGAUGAGCAGAGAAUGCUGGGAGGAGCCAGGUGCAGCCCUCCCCUCGGGCAGCUAUGGUCACUCUUGGCAGGACAAGGGAGGAAAUCAUCAGUGACCAUGGCUUCCUUCUUACACUGAUGGUGUAAAUGUUUUUUUAAGAAAAGGACUAUAAAUAUGUACAAUUAACAUAUUUUUAUAUUUUAUUUUUGGUUUCAUAGUUGCAUUUAUGAUUGUUGCAAUGGGCUAUAAUGUAAGGCUGCAUAUUUUUUUAUAAGAUAUUUUGUUUGUUGAAAUGUUCUUAACUCAAGAUACUCUCUCUCUGGGCAAUUAACUGCCCUGCAGAUAUGAAGAGAUCCCCAUUUGGAGUCACCAGCCCUCUCUUGAGAGCUUGAGUACGUUUUGUAUUAGCAGAUGCUGAAGACGACACAACUGAAUGUUACACUUACAAUUUUAAUGCAUUGAAGCACAUUUACUUUGUGUUUUUGUAUCACAGACGCAGUUCAGUUUUGUUUUUUUUCACAAUGAUUUGCCUGAAAGAAAACAAGCACAAAAAAUAACCCAGCCAUUCUGUUUGGUUUCUUUGCACAUAGAAAGUGCAUUCUUUCAAGGACCACCUCACUGGAAAAUGUGUGGGUGUAAGAUUUUAACUCUUUGGUUUCACUACCUUUGAUAGACCCUGCUGACCAAGCCUCAAACAUGCAAAAUCAUCAGCGAUAAAGUAGCCUCUUUUUCCAGUGAGCCUGAGCAAUGCCGUGCAGUUAAGUCGAUUUUAUAUUUCUAUCGCUUUGUCCAAUUUUACAUCUAAUUUAUUUAUAUCAGCAUUUGUAACAAGGUGAAAACAUUCACCAUGCCUUUCUGCAGCCAAAAUGUUUUUUUUAAAUACAUGAAUUGUAAAUAAAGGUAAACACACAAGGGUGAUAUCUGAACAUGCUGCAUUCUACACACCAUUCCAGUGCUUACUGUUCUGUAGCUAUGACAGAUGGCAUCAGAAUCCUUCACAUCAUGGUAUCCCGAUGUUUAGUAUUUAUUUUAUUUGUAUGUGUUAUGAUGUCGAGUGCUGCAGGGAUGUAAGCUUGCUACCUCAAAGCAACCGUACUGUCUGUCACACCCCGUGCUUCACACAGGCAAUUUUGCUCCACAGUUGAGUGCGUGUGUAAUAAUCCGUUAAAUCGUUAAGUUGCAUUGCAUUUAAUUUAUCACACGGUUGUAUCUGAAUACCAUUCUAGAUUUUUUUUUUCAAUAAUACAGAUAGUUCAUACAUGUGUCAUUUUAAAAGUUCUCUUACUGUCACAUUUUGACCUUAUAAAUAAGAUGAAGUGCAUGGAGAAACCUGUCAUACUCCAUUUAGGUACCAUUAGGCAUUUAAUUUGUUGUUUUUUUCUUCACAAAGAAAACUGACCUGACUCCACUGUAGCUCGACACCUAUUCUUUAACCUUAUAAGGUGUGCGUGCCUGUGUCUCUGAAAAUUGGGCGUUACAUGGUGUGGCACCAUUUUAAAACAUAGAUAUCAAGAGCAGUGUCCAAUUUCUUAUGUUGCUUUACCAUCCAAAUCACCUCAUUAUACUCUUUUUUACUACAUUAGUCACCAUAUUAUGCUGUUAUUUAUCUGUGCAGAAAGUAUUUGUUUUUUUUUUGGCAUGUACAUUUUUGUCCUUGUCAUCAUAUAAUCUGCAGGUAUGUAACAACUCGUUAAAAACAAUAGCUCUGUUUUGUUUAAAAAAUUGGGGGCAUUCCUGAAUAACUGAA
This is a messenger RNA of Megalops cyprinoides (Indo-Pacific tarpon), 3639 nucleotides long. It is a transcript of the gene uckl1b, whose product is annotated as uridine-cytidine kinase 1-like 1b. The record is from RefSeq and is a predicted model, not a curated record. Gene Ontology annotation, cellular component: cytoplasm. Bases 296 to 1903 code for a protein of 535 amino acids. Gene Ontology annotation, molecular function: kinase activity; ATP binding. The transcript has 15 exons. Lineage: Eukaryota; Metazoa; Chordata; Actinopteri; Elopiformes; Megalopidae.